Lasiodiplodia theobromae is the source of this 2091-nucleotide messenger RNA. RefSeq names its product Ankyrin repeat protein. Gene Ontology annotation, molecular function: protein binding. NCBI's taxonomy places the organism in Eukaryota, Fungi, Ascomycota, Dothideomycetes, Botryosphaeriales, Botryosphaeriaceae. The transcript is spliced from 4 exons. The coding region runs from base 1 to 2091 and encodes 696 amino acids. The record is from RefSeq and is a predicted model, not a curated record.
AUGAUCCUCCCUGCGAGAGUCGAAGAAAUGAAGCGCUUUGUGGACUUCAUGAUCAACAGCCUCAUUGAAUCUGCAGGUCCUCGGGCACAAGCAACAGGCAUCGCCGGCCAGCAAACACAUCCGGAGAUAGUUGAAAACAUCUCUCUUAGGCUGUGGGGCCUCAAUUUCAGGGUUGCCCAAGAGUGGUUCAAUAGGCUGAAGUUACAGCCCACUCGAGGUGGCAUCAUGGAGAACAUCUCGCAAAUCCCUUGGCGAGGUAGCUCUACAUACCGUGCGGAUCUAAACCAGCUUCAGACCGAUGAAACACACGCCGAGGACCAAGCCGGAUGGAGAAUUGUCAGCCUUGUGAUGGCGGCCAGGAGGACCCUCAAGCAGGAGGAUCUCCGCACGGCCGAAGCAGCCUUGAGAUUGCGCAAGCUCGAGGAGAAGUACAUGGACAAAAUGGAUCACAGCCGGAUGAUUUUCCUUUCCAAGGGUCUUAUCACCAUAAUCCAGGAUCCGAACCAGAACGUAGUUGCAGACCCGCCAUUCUACGACUUUUUCCACAGCCCCGAGAGAGACUCCGGCAGUCAGUUUCGUGAAGCGCAUUACAACAUGGCGUCUGCGUGCCUGAACUAUCUUCGCCUGGACAAGCUAUUCGAGAGCAGCAAGUACGAUGUCAACAAAAGGCUCUGGGAAGAGCCUUUUUUGGCUUAUGCAGCGUGCUUCUGGGGCGAACAUGUCCGUCUAGCGAAGAGCAAAGAUGUCGAUUCCAAAGCAAGGGACUUUCUCCAGGAUCACCAACGGUUUGCAGCACUCCUCAAAGUUGCCUGGACCUGUAGCCUACCAGCACAGGCGUCACUUCGGUGGGAUGUCAAUUCGGGUCUCCAUGCACUCCACGUCUGCGCAUGGUUCGGGCUCGCGUCGUUGAUUCCGAUGGUCCGGGGCAAGAGCUCAAUCGACGAGCUAGAGUCAUUCUACAACCAGACCCCGCUGAUUUACGCAAGCAGAAAGGGCCAUGAGAGUGCCGUGGUAGUUCUUUUGGACGCUGGGGCCGACCCCGCACGUUUCAGCAGCAAAGGCUACAACGCUUUGUUCGAAGCAGUCACGGUCUACGAACUUUCUCAGAGAGACUCAAAAAUUCGAAUUUCUAAGAGGCUUUUGGAUGACGGACGGAUCGACAUUCAUGCAACCCACCCAGGAUCCAAGCACCGCACGGCACUCCAUAUCGCUGCUCGCCAGGGAGAGGACUGCGCUUCUCUCGUAGAAACGCUGAUCUCACAUGGAGCGGAUCCCAAUCGUAUCGAUGACCGAGGCUGGACUCCAAUUAUGUCCGCGGCACGACUAGGGCGGGAAAGGAUUGUCGAACGCCUCCUCGAAGCACCUGUCGACGUAGACCUUUUUGGCUCUCAAUGGAACUUCAAGACCACUGCUCUUCACUUGGCUGUUGAGGGUGGCCAUCAAGAAAUCGCUGUCCGCCUGCUGGCAAGAGGAGCGAAGCCCUGGCUCAGAGACGUUUGGGGCUUGGAUGUCGAGGCAAAAGCGAAGAGAAAAGGCCUGCAGAAGCUCAUUGACCUGAUGGCGGAGCAACGUACACCAGGCAGUGGAUCUCCAACAGUAGACGAGAUCCAACCAGCACCUUUGGAGACCCAUGCACUCCAUGAGGCUGUAUCUGGAAGCGAUCUAUCUGCUACUGAUCGCUGGGGCCUCAGAGUAAUGGACUACGCCAUUUACAAUAGGAGGGGCUUUAUGCAGGUUGAGCUUCUCGACGCUGGCGCUGAGUUUGAUGCACACCGGUCCGAUGACCUCAACUUUCUGUUGUCAUUGGCAUAUCACGACGAAAAGGCCAACGCUAUAUCUCGUCUAUUCGCAAAAGGAGCAGAUGAGUUUCAAGCAUACCCUCUCGUGCCCCCGCAGAUGCUUGAAAAUAGCAAUAUUGGAGCUCUACAAAGUCACAAGCGUUCUGCUACCUCCGGACAUACGGAUAGUAUAUCCACAUCGAUAGCUUCCCAGAAAACCAUGGGCUACUCUCAUGAUUCAUUGAAAGGGCAGGGAGUGAAGAGGUUAUCACCUCAAGAAGACGAUGCGCAAAAGAAACGGCGUCUAGUCUAA